UCCUGGGAGCUGGGCUGCCGCAAUCAUUCGUCGGCGGAGCACAUCUCCAUCUGGGAGUCGUCUCUUGCUUCCCGUGAGAUGGAGGAGAGUGUGGUGUAAGAGGGAAAAUCCCUCUCUUCCCGAUGGCUGUGUGAGGAUGCGACUGCCCAGCUCUAUAUUUGUGUCGGUCUCUCUUUUCACCGCCGAGACCACGGCUGCUCUCUACCUAAGCUCCACAUACCGCUCUGCUGGGGACCAGAUCUGGCAGGGACUAACGCUCCUUUUUACGCUCGUGCCAUCUGUGCUGGUGCAGCUCACCCUUACCUUUAUCCAUAGGGACCUCAGCAGGGAUAGACCCCUCGUACUACUGCUGCACAUUCUUCAGCUAGGACCGAUUGUCAGAUGCCUGGAGGCAUUUUGUAUCUAUGGGAGUGUGGGGAGGGUGGAGGAGCCCUAUGUCAGCAUCACGCGCAAGAAGCAGAUGCCGAAAGACGGGCUCUCAGAGGAGGUGGAGAAGCAGGUGGGCCAGGCGGAGGGGAAGCUGUUCACCCACCGCGCGGCCUUCGCCCGCACCUCCGUCAUCCAGGCCUUCCUGGGCUCAGCCCCCCAGCUCACCCUGCAGCUCUACAUCUGCAUCCUGCAGCAGCGAGUGUCCAUCGGGCGAGGUACACUGAUGGUAAUAUCACUUCUGUCAAUUGUAUAUGGUGCCUUGCGGUGCAAUAUCCUGGCUAUUAAGAUCAAGUACGACGACUAUGAGGUGGAAGUGAAGCCUACAGCUUAUCUUUGUAUCUUCCUGUGGAGGAGCUUUGAGAUCGCCACACGGGUGGUGGUGCUAGUGCUCUUUAGCUCUGUACUGCAGAUCUGGGUCCUGCCCGUGGUGUUGGUCAACUUCUUCAUCUUCUUCUCCUACCCCUGGAUCCUGUUUUGGCAGAGCGGGUCACCUUUCCCAGAGAAUAUUGAGAAGACACUGACGCGGGUGGGCACUACCAUUGUCCUGUGCCUGCUGACGUUCCUCUACGCCGGUGUCAACAUGUUCUGCUGGUCAGCUGUGCAGCUCAAGCUCAAUGACCCGGACCUGAUCAACAAGUCACAGAACUGGUACCGCAUGGCGGUGUACUACAUGCUACGCUUUGUUGAGAACGCAACCCUCAUCCUGCUCUGGUAUGUGUUCCAGACCGAUUUCUACCGCUUCAUCUACGCACCACUGCUGGUCCUGCAGCUGCUGGUCGGCUAUGCCAUCGGUAUCUUCUUCAUGCUGGUCUUCUACCAGUUAUGCCACCCCUGCAAGAAGCUGUUCUCCGCUAACAUCUCCCAGGGCCUGUGGGAGUGCUUCAACUUCCUGUGCCUGCUCUGUGCCAUCCAUAGGGGAGAGGGGCCAGCAGAAAAGGCGGCGCUAGAGAUGCCCCCCUCAGACAAAGACAUUGCCAACGACACUGCAGAGAUUAAUGGGAACCUCAGCCAGAGCCUGUCUAGUAACCCAUGAGCCUUGGAGAGUGGGUGUCCAUUUUCAGAAAAUAGAGCAAUGAUAUUGUCCCAAUAUGCUGCAAUCAGGAAGAGGGAAGGGCUGGGAGGGAGCAUGGCCACUAUUGUGCACAAAACAGCAAAUCGGAAUUAUGCUUUAUUUUGUUUUUGCACGCAUGCAGUUAUUUAUGACACAGUAUUAAUCGCUUUAUCUGACAUACGGGACACUGACAAAAAGAUCCCUAUCCCUUCUCUGAAGCAGUGAACCUUGGAAAAGAUCUACAGUUAAUUGCUCUACAGUUUUUUUUUCUUCACCAAACAUCAGCAUUCGACUCCUGAUGACUGAAGGUCAGCCCUGCCCUGAAUGCCAGAGUACAUUUUUGCAUCAUGAGUGACAUGACUCUGCCUGUCUUGGCUGUGCACUCUGCUCACUAUAUACUUUGCCCACUACAGUGUUAUGAUGCAUAAGACAAAUCAAUUCCAUCUUAUAGCUUAUAUAUUGUAUAUGUUUACAUACGUUUAUACAUACCUUUUUCAGUGAUGCAUUAUUUGAAAUUAUUUUUGUCCGUAGAAAUAGUUUUCUGAAGCACAGAUAUAAACAAUCAUAUGCUUAAAAUGAUGCUAAAUUAUCUACUUUGCACAUCGUAGAAGGGAGGGAGUACCCUCAACAAAUGUUUUAUUUUUUUAGAUGAAGGGCUCUAGGGUUUUUUGAUAAUUAAUUUUUACCUAUUUCAUUUCAAGGUUUAAAAUAACUUCUAUUCUCAUAGGCAAAACAUUUUGCGUAUUUUAUAUAACAAAACUCUCAUGGCCUAUCUCUCAUUCACAGUGUAGCAUUUCUUAAAGCUCAGACUGCCAGGUAGGAUGAGUGCCUCAGAAUUCUAUGACUGUAUAGCUGCUGUGUGACAUUUCCAUUAAUAGUGACUCUGAAGUGUCAUAUGCCAGAACAUUCCAGCAUGCUCACAUCCAAUUUAGAUGCUUAAUGAACUGAACUGAACCAUGAGAAAUGCAAAUCAUUGAAGCAAUUUCCGUAAGGCUUCAAUGAUUUGCAUUUCUCAUGUACUGUUUUUCACUUUCCUGGGCGUCCCGGUAUGUCACAUUAUGCUAGUUAUGCUAUACGUGCCUGCUAUAUAUCUACUAGAGAGUGUUUGUAAGUUGGAAUGUUGGAUGUAAAUGUGUCUCUGAUUUGUGAAAUUCUUAAAAAUGCAUACUUGUGUUUUAUGUUUUCUUUUUUUGCACUAUUUUUUCAGUGAACCAAACACCCCCACCCCCCAACCCCCCCCAAAAAAGAAAAAGAAAAGGCCUGUGCACACAGUAUAAACACAAAAUCCUACCGGUAUUGGAGUCAGCUUAUAAGUAAAAUGGUUAAAAAAGCAUUUCUGAGGGAUGGAGCCGUAACUUAUAUUUGCCAAAUGUGUAUGUAUUUAGAAUAUUUCAUUAUUUUCACUUAAAUUAGUUCAGGAGGAAUUGUUUCCCAGUCAUGUAUUUGUAUUGUACUGACCUCAAGUGGCCAAAGAAAUUAUGUUCAUUCCAAUCUCAGCCAUUGCUACACAAUUCCAUUGACCAGGUGUUUUCAACCCUUUAAUGACAGAUAGAGAUUGGGGACCCCGAAAAUGACAAAACCUAGUUUUGCAAAAUGAUUUGUUCAUAAUUUGUCAGAUCUUUACUGCACUGUCAUAGUGCAUAUACAAUGUAAAUUUAGCUGUAUUCAAAUAUCAUAGUGUAUUACAUGAACACCCUUUUCCCCAUUACCUUUGCUAUAUGUGACUGAACAGAUUAGUUUGACAUAAAAUUGAGCUUUUCUAAACAGCAGAUAGAAAAGUUUCCUGACAAUCUCAUUGUAUUGCACAGUACGUUGCUGUCUCAGCUGUUUUUGAACAGAACCUAAUGUAUUUUACAUGUUUGUCAUUCAUUUGUUCACUGUUUGGUAUUGAAUGUACCAUUGCACAAUUUCAAGUAUUUAGUUUAUGCUUUUUGUCACAUUCAACGUUUGCCUUAAUGUGAAAUUCAUAAUAAAACAAAACUGAAAUGA
Molecule: messenger RNA, 3469 nt
Organism: Conger conger (European conger)
Lineage: Eukaryota; Metazoa; Chordata; Actinopteri; Anguilliformes; Congridae
Product: endoplasmic reticulum membrane adapter protein XK-like
Exons: 3
Coding region: 137-1462 (441 amino acids)
Cellular component (GO): membrane
Source: RefSeq, a predicted model, not a curated record